GUCUUGUUGAAGUCCCUGCUCAGCCAGACCUCGGCGGGAACUGCAGCAUCUCCCAUCCUUCCAAGCUUUCAGGAGAAGCCGCUGGCCUGAUGGUGAGGCGAAUGGGUUGGGGGGGGACCAGGGGGCGGUUGGGGCGGUGGGGAGACUUGGGGCCUGGAUCAGUGCCCCUCCUCCCCAUGCCACUGCCUCCUCUUCCUCCUCCUCCAAGUCGGGGGCCUGGGGGAGGGAGGGUCUCCAUCUUCUCUCUGUCCCCUGCCCCUCACACAAGAAGUGCCCCGUCCUCGGCUCCUCCUUCAGCCCUGGGGCCCCCCUGCCCAGCGGUGCAGGUGUCAGGGGCUUCUCAGCCUCACCAUAGUGCCAUCUCCACCCCAGCCACCCCCACAAUGCAGGCCAGGCCUGCGAUGACACCCAUCUCUGUACCCCCCUCCUGGGGUUCCCACUCUGCCCCACCCUUGGCCUCGGUGACUCCCCCUCCCCCAUGCCGGUGCCCCCAGGACCCUCCUGGGCUUCGGAUAGGCCCUCUGAUCCCUGAGCAGGAUUAUGAGCGGCUGGAGGACUGUGACCCUGAGGGGUCCCAAGAUUCACCCCUCCACGGGGAGGAGCAGCAGCCCCUGCUUCAUGUACCUGAAGGACUCCGAGGCUCCUGGCACCAUAUCCAGAACCUGGACAGCUUCUUCACCAAGAUCUACAGCUACCACCAGAGGAGCGGCUUUGCCUGUAUCCUGCUGGAGGAUGUCUUCCAGCUGGGACAAUUCAUUUUCAUCGUCACCUUCACCACCUUCCUCCUUCGCUGCGUGGAUUACAAUGUUCUCUUUGCCAACCAACCAAAUAACCGCACAAGACCUGGGCUGCUCCACAGCAAAGUGACCUUGUCGGAUGCCAUCCUACCCUCAUCCCAGUGUGCCCAGCGGAUCCACUCCAGCUCUCUGCUGGUCUUCCUUCUGAUCCUGGCUACUGCCUUCUGGCUGUUCCAGCUGCUUCGCUCUGUCUGCAACCUCUUCAGCUACUGGGACAUCCAAGUGUUUUACAGGGAAGCCCUCCACAUUCCCCCGGGGGAGCUCGGCUCAGUGUCCUGGGCAGAGGUGCAGUCCCGCCUCCUGGCGCUGCAGAGGAGCGGGGGCCUGUGCGUGCAGCCGAGGCCGCUGACGGAGCUGGACGUCCACCAUCGCAUCCUGCGCUACACCAACUACCAGGUGGCGCUGGCCAACAAGGGCCUGCUGCCGGCCCGCUCGCCCCUGCUCGCGCUGCUGGCCCGCCAGCUCGUCUUCUUCGCCGGCGCGCUCUUCGCCGCGUUGCUGGUGCUCACCGUCUACGACGAGGAUGUGCUCGCCGUGGAGCACGUGCUCACUGCCAUGACUGCCCUCGGGAUCCUGGCCACCGUGGCCAGGUCUUUCAUUCCGGAUGAGCAGGCCCAAAGUCGUUCACCGCAGCUCCUGCUGCAGGCGGCCUUGGCCCACAUGCACUACCUGCCGGAGGAGACCGGCCCUGCCGGCAAGGCCAGCGCUUACCGGCAGAUGGCGCGGCUGUUGCAGUACCGAGCGGUCUCCCUCACGGAGGAGCUCCUGUCCCCUCUCCUCACCCCACUGUUUCUGCUCUUCUGGUUCCGCCCUCGCGCCUUGGAGAUUAUUGACUUUUUUCAUCACUUCACUGUGGAUGUGGCCGGGGUUGGAGACAUCUGUUCCUUUGCCCUUAUGGAUGUGAAGCGCCACGGCCACCCUCAGUGGCUCUCGGAGGGACAGACAGAGGCCUCACUAUCUCAGCGUGCCGAGGAUGGGAAGACUGAACUGUCCUUGAUGAGGUUCUCCCUAGUUCAUCCACAAUGGCGCCCCCCAGGCCACAGCUCCAAGUUCCUAGGGCACCUUCGAGGCCGGGUACAACAAGAUGCAGCCACCUGGGGCGCCAACUCCAUUCGCAGUCCCCCCACCCCCGGGGUCCUCAGCAACUCUUCCUCACCUCUGCCGGAGACCUUCCUGGCCAACCUCUUGGUGCAGCCCCUCCUGCCCCCACAGGACCUGAGCCCCACAGCCCCUUGCCCAGCUGCAGCCACAGCCAGCCUCCUGGCCUCCAUUUCCCGAAUUGCCCAGGACUCAAGCUGUGUGUCCCCAGGAGGCACUGGGGGCCAGAAGCUGGCCCAGCUCCCAGAACUUGCAUCUGCUGAGAUGAGUCUCCAUGCCAUCUACCUAUACCAGCUCCAUCAGCAGCAGCAGCAGCAAGAACUGUGGGGGGAGGCUUCAGCCUCCUCCCUGUCCAGGCCCUGGUCCAGCCCCCCACAGACUCUCUCGCCGGAUGAGGAGAAGCCUUCCUGGUCGAGUGAUGGCUCCAGUCCCGCCUCCAGCCCCAGACAGCAGUGGAGAACCCAGAGGGCCCAGAAUCUGUUCCCUGGAGGGUUUCAGGAGCCCACAGACACGCAGAAGGAACCUAGCCAGGCCCCUAGCAUUGACUGAGAGGGCUCCUUAAGGUUUCCUGGCUUCUCCAGCCCCAGGAGAUCAGACGAACUGGAGUGGAAGGACGUGCCAAGCCCCCCUUAAAGACCCCCAUGGACGCUUUAGUUGGGGAUUUGGGCAGGACUUGGAGUCAGUGACGCCCUGGCCCCAGAGAGCAGAGAAAGGGUAGGAGAGGAGAUGCCCAAGGCAGCUGGAAACACAUGUUAGAGCCCACAUGGAGGGGCAAAGGGGACAACUAUUUGUCCUGGAGUGGUUGCCUGGGAAGAAGUUCCCGAGUGACCUCAACAUGGAGGGCUGGGCCAAGGUGGAGGCCAAGCUACACAGAAGGGAGCAAUGAGGGACUGGAUCUGAAAGGCAGUAGGUUCUUCAAGCUCGCCUGGCCUUCAGGUUCCCCUGGGACUCGUGGAGGGCGAUGGGGGUGGGUGAGUGGAAAGCCUCUAGGGAGGCCUGCUGUUUUUGGAGUUCAGCCUUGGUGUGACGCCUGAGGAAGUGGGUGUGGUUUCUCAUCCUGUCUGAAACAAGCAGUAAAGGUUACUCCUGGCUGUG
Vicugna pacos (alpaca) is the source of this 2990-nucleotide messenger RNA. Lineage: Eukaryota; Metazoa; Chordata; Mammalia; Artiodactyla; Camelidae. The record is from RefSeq and is a predicted model, not a curated record.